Molecule: messenger RNA, 1563 nt
Organism: Clonostachys solani
Lineage: Eukaryota; Fungi; Ascomycota; Sordariomycetes; Hypocreales; Bionectriaceae
Source: the annotation of a GenBank genome assembly
AUGGACUCGAUACCAUCAGAAAUAUUGGUUCAGAUAUUUACCCAUCUACAACCCUGUUCUCAUUUGCAUCAGUGGCAGGAGCUGAGUUUGUCGAAUCGAAAGUGGCCCCCGCCAAAUGAUCUCGUGGCACUCUCAACCGUGUGCCGCAGAUUCCAUCAACUAGUUGAGCCGUUGCUAUUCGCCCAAGUCGCAAUUAGUUCCGAAAAUUCUAAGAAUGGCCGGCUCGUGGAGUUGUUCCUACGAAGGUUAUACCGAGAGCCUUCGCCACGUCUCGCGGUGCGCAAUCUCUUCCUGGACGCGUGGGAUGUGAAUUUCGACAUUGCAAGUAUCGUCCGCGAGCGUCUCGCCGCUGGUACAGAUGAUCUCGGCCGGCGACAGGAGCGAUGGCUGAAAUCCUGGCUCUCGAUGCCGAAGAAGAAGGUAUUCGAGCCCAUUCCUUGCGUCAGCCUCUUCCUUACUCCCCGACUCAGACUCCUGGAUCUGGGUGCAGCUUUUUGGCCUGACUGGAUCGCCAUGUACGUCAGCGGCAACCGGUAUCUCGAAGAGAAGGCUUUGGGAGCCAAUAUGUCUUUUGGGCAAUCCGGAAUUUGCCCUGAUAAGGCGUUUGUUAACGAGAGACGUGAUGGUGAUCUUGAUCAUUCUACCCAGCGGCACACGGAAGGGGUGCUUUCUACGCUAUUCUCCGACAGUCCGCUUCCAGAGCUCAAGGAGGUACGAUGUAGAUAUGUGUUACCUAACAGCCUUCAAUCCGCACGCCGCAUCGAGCCUCUCUUCCUUCACCCAGGGAUUGAAACUCUGCGUCUGUUCGCCUUCUCCUGGGACGGUGGUAUGAAAUGGGUUCAUCAAACAAGCAACCUCCAAGCCAUCCAGUUGAACAGCUGUUUCGUGAAUGCUGAUGGCCUGGAAAACAUCCUCCGUCGCUGCAAAUUUCUGCGUCGUCUCUCCAUCGAGUUGCCUGACUGCGAUAGAAUAACCGACGGUGGUGAAGGCCUUGCUAGUUUCGUUACAAUGGGAGAUAUUUUCAGAACGUAUGGACACUACCUCGAGACCUUUGAGUUGGACGCAAAGGCGUAUGGCGAGGUUUUCAACCCCAUUCGGCCCUUUGGAUCUGUGGAAAGGAUGAACUCCCUCCGCAACUUUAAGAUUUGCGUGGGAGACUUCCAGGAUAUUGAAUCGGGCGAAUUCGACGAAGAAGAGGAGAGGCGUAGGUGGACUGUGCCCUUGAAGGGCGUUUUGCCCCGGGGGCUGGAAUCAUUUUACGUGAUCCGCUCUCCGGGCAUGAUUCCGCUCAAGGACGUUGAGAUCUUGAGAGCUCUCCGCGAUGUCCUAGAAGAUCAUACCCUGGCCUCAUUGCAUCGGGUCGAACUGGAACUUUCCGGUGAAGAAACAUUUGAUGAAGACGACUUCCUUAUCCCAGGAUGGAAAGUGUCAGCAGGAAGGCAUUUGAUAUCUAAAGAUCCUUAUAAGGAUAAGUCUCGAUACCCUGCCAUUGAUGAAGAUGAAGAGCCGGACGAACGGGAGACUAUCGUCUUUCAACGCGAAGAUGGAUGGCAAUCGGCCUAA